AUGGCGUCCGCCGGUGAUGAUGUCGACGGCGGCGGAGGCUUCUGCGACGACAUCGACUUCAUGGUGCUGCGGCCGGACAAGGGUGGGUUGCGCGACCUCGUCCACCUUCUGUGGUCGGCCAACGUCGGGGAGAACGCCGCCGUGGACUGCCCCGCCGGCACGGAGAUCGCCGAGGCGCGGCGGCGGUGGGCCGUCUUCGUGUCGCUGGUGGCGCAGAUGCUGCUGAUGUGGGCCAAGAGGCCGGUGGCGCUGCUGGGGCGGGCGGCGGAGUACUGGAUGAACCUCCUCAACGAGAACGGCGGCAGCGUCUUCAUGCUCGUCGGCAACGCUCUCCACGGGAAGGUGAAAAUGCCUGACAGAGAAUCCCUGAACUACCGUUCCUGCAUCGGACUGCUCGACACGAGGAUCGAACUCGACAAGAAGAUCAAACCCGGGGAUAGUAACUAUCACGCCGCCCUGUCGAUCAUGGCCGCAAAAAUGUCCUACGAGAACGAGCUCGUCAUCAGCAGAGUUGUAAAGAGCCACUGGCACAUGGAAUUCCUGGGGUUCUACAACUGCUGGAACGAAUUCGAAGGGGACUACACGACGCAGGCGUUCAUGCUGGCGGACGCGCCGGCGCCGGACGCGACGCUGGCCGUGGUGGCCUUCUGCGGCACGAAGCCGUUCGACACGGAGCAGUGGUGCACGGACGUGGACUUCUCCUGGUACGAGGUCCCGGGGGCCGCCGGCUGCCGCGUCCACGGCGGCUUCAUGAAGGCGCUCGGCCUGCAGAGGCACGGCGGCGGGUGGCCGAAGGAGAUCGACGACCCCACCGGCGCCCGCGACGACAAGCCAUUCGCCUACUACGCCAUUCGGCAGGAGCUGAAAAAAUUCCUGCACGACAACCCGAGCGCCAGGUUCGCGGUGACCGGGCACAGCCUGGGCGGCGCGCUGGCGGUGCUGUUCCCGACGGUACUGGCGCUGCACCGGGAGGAGGCCGUGCUGGGAAGGCUGCAGGGCGUGUACACGUUCGGGCAGCCCCGCGUCGGCGACGCGAGGCUGGGGAAGUUUAUGGAGCCGCACCUGGAGAACCCCUGCAGGUACUUCAGGUUCGUCUACUGCAACGACAUCGUGCCCAGGGUGCCCUACGACGACUCCACGUUGCUGUUCAAGCAUUUUGGGACAUGCCUCUACUUCGACAGCUUCUACAGAGGGAAGGUGACGGGAGAAGAGCCCAACAAGAACUACUUCUCGGUGCUGAUGGUGGUGCCGAAGAUGGUGAACGCGGUGUGGGAGCUCAUCCGGAGCUUCCUCAUCGGCUAUGCCGAGGGGCCGGAGUACACCGAGGGGUGGCUGAUGCGUCUCGCCAGGGUGGUCGCGCUGGUGCUGCCUGGGCUGCCGCCGCACGCGCCGCAGGACUACGUGAACGCCACCAGGCUCGGAGCGGCCUCGCUCGGGCCACUGAGAUAGAUCAAUGCAUGUUGUUUACUUCUAAAAUUGAAGGGAUUCACGAACAGAACAGGGAUGUAAAAGGUCUAGA
This is a messenger RNA of Lolium rigidum, 1519 nucleotides long. Its product is annotated as triacylglycerol lipase OBL1-like. NCBI's taxonomy places the organism in Eukaryota, Viridiplantae, Streptophyta, Magnoliopsida, Poales, Poaceae. The transcript is spliced from 4 exons. Gene Ontology annotation, molecular function: triacylglycerol lipase activity. Bases 1 to 1449 code for a protein of 482 amino acids. The record is from RefSeq and is a predicted model, not a curated record. Gene Ontology annotation, biological process: lipid metabolic process.